Molecule: messenger RNA, 5224 nt
Organism: Pteronotus mesoamericanus
Lineage: Eukaryota; Metazoa; Chordata; Mammalia; Chiroptera; Mormoopidae
Gene: CEP162
Product: centrosomal protein 162
Exons: 27
Coding region: 117-4355 (1412 amino acids)
Biological process (GO): cilium assembly
Cellular component (GO): axonemal microtubule; centriole; centrosome
Source: RefSeq, a predicted model, not a curated record
GACAACUGCUGGGCCCCCCGCCGGUCUUCCGGCAAAGCGCGGAAUACGGAGGCAAAGUGUUUCCAAUGUUGUAGAUAUUUUGGAUCAUUUACUUUGGGAAGUUAAAGUUAUUGAUUAUGGCUCACUAUGCCAAAGAAGAACUGGAUGAAGAGUUUGAACAGUUCAUGAAAGAGCUUUCAGAUGAUUCUUUUGAAAAUUCAAACAAAACACCUGGACAGUCUAAAAGAGAAGUGAAAAAGAAAGAUACACUGCCAUGGUGGAUAACUGCAGAUGAUUUUGAAGAUGGUGGACUGCCCGGAACAAAUGUAAGUUACUUGAAAACAAAGACGACUUCUCAGCCUAUUAUGGACACUGUUAUGGACAUAGAAGAUGAGUCUGCUGGAAGGAUUCAGUUUCUCAAGAGCAGUGGAACCUCUAUUUUAAGUAUUGACAGCUUAGAAACAAAUGAGAUAGUUGUUUCUGAGCUCAAUCAUAGUGUUCUCGGAUUGGGAUUGGACACAUUAGAAGAACAAGAGGAAAAAGAGCAAUUUUUUGCCAGACUUGAGAAAGGCUUAACAUCUUCUAUUGAUUAUUCAAGAUUAAAUAAGGAAUUGGAUUCUAAUGACUCCACACAUUUUAAAGCUUUACAUAGUAAUCAAGCUAAUAUAGAACUAACUGAAGAUAAACAUGAGAAUGAAUUGAAACAUGAAGAACUAGCAGAAAAUUACAGUGAUGAUUUUGAAGAUGAGGAAGAUACUGAUGCACCUUUGACUACUAUAGAUGAAGAGACUAAUUCCAAAGAAAAUCCCAAGUCAGAAAAAAUAAAUGCACCCAAACAGGAAGAAGAGAAAACUGGCAUGCUGGCCAAUGUGGUGCUGCUUGAUUCAUUAGACUCUAUUGCAGAUGUCACCCUUAAUGAACAGGAUAAAGCAACAACUGUGCCAAAAGUUCUGCCUGAAAUAACUGAUAAUGAAAUGACAGGAACAGGUGUUUCUCAUGGACAAAGCAGUAGUGACAUUGACGCUCUUCAUCAGGCUUAUUGUCAUGUAGCCCAUUCCUUGGGAGAUACUGAUGAACAAAGAAUUGAGAACACUGUCAUGGAAAAUACCAAGAGCCCAGUGAAAGGUCAUCCUCAAGAAAAUGAAGACUCCUCCAAAAACAUCUCUACUACAGAAUCUGAUCUGCCCACAGUAGAGGAGCUGAUGAAACCUAUCAGAAUAGAUUCUUUUGGGAUCAGUGGUUUGGAUUUACACCCUGUCAGCUGUAAGAAACGGGCUGAUAGUAAAGAAAAUGAAAUUUUAAGACCUUUACCCCUUGAGAUGAAGCCAAAUGUUGUCUCUCAAGAACCACAAAAUGUGAGCCAAUUUUUUGAUGAAAAUGAAGUGAAUGUGGUUUUACAAAAGACAGCAAGUGAAAGUGUAGAUAAUAGCUGUCCAAGAGUAAAUACUACAGAAGAAUAUAUAGAUAAAAUGUACCUCGAUAUUUUGAAGAAAAAACUAUCUGUUGAUCCUUCAGUAUUACCUCAGGAUGACAAAAUAAAGAAAACUUUUAGAUCUCAACUCAGUUCUGGAGAAGGGGCUGUAAUUGGUAAACCGGUACCAUACAAGAAGGCCAGAAGUGCACCUCCUUUACCUAAAAGAAAACCCCAGAAUGGACUAUAUGCAUCAGUUAGGAGCUCAGGCUAUGGAAAACCCAGUUCACCAUUCAAGACAUUUUCUACUAUUGAAAAGAAAACUUCGAAAGACAUGAACAGCAAAAACUUGAGAUCCAUUCCCACCUCAAAUCAAGCCAGGAAAAAAGAAAUCUUAUCUGAAACAAAACUCAUCAAGCCUGCAGCAUUGAGUAAACCAGCUCCCAAAACUGAAAGUUUUCUGGCUACUCCUGAAAAGAAGUCUGAAGACCCUGCAGAACUUGCUUCCUGUGUUCAGUUUCAGAUUAAGGAUUCUUUAAGAUACCAUGGUGGGAACAUGGACCCAGAAUUAAUUAUGUUUAAAAGAGUUCAGGAAGCAGAGGAAAAAUGGAGGGGUGCGCAAGCCCUAAUUGAGCAAAUUAAAGUCACAUUCUCAGAAAAAGAGAGAGAGUUGGAAAAUAAGAUGAACGAACUAAAGAAGCAACAGGAAAAGGAACUGUUCAAAUUGAGUCAAGACAAUUAUAUUCUUCAAGCUAAGUUAAAUAGCUUUGGAGAAACAAACAAAAAACAAAGGUGGUUACAUCUUGGAGAAACAGCUGAUGCUGUUACUGAAGAAAAAUUGAAGCAAAUCCAAAAGGAAAUACAAGAACAAGAGACACUUCUUCGAGGAUAUCAACAGGAAAACGAAAGAUUGUAUAAUCAAGUGAAAGAUCUCCAAGAACAAAACAAGAAAAAUGAGGAGCGAAUGUUCAAGGAAAACCAGAGUUUAUUCAGUGAGUUAGCUUCCUUAAAAGAACAGAUGCAGAAAAAUCAUUUCCUGUCUCACGUAGUUGAAGAUUCAGAGCCCACCAGAAACCAGAAUUUUACAGAUCUGUUAGCAGAACUACGGGUAGCACAGAAAGAAAAAAGCAGUUUAUUGGAAGACAUCAAAAGACUGAAGCAAGACAAACAAGCUCUUGAAGUAGACUUGGAAAAAAUGAAGAAAGAGCGAGACCAAGCCAAAGAUCAGGUUGCCUAUGUCACAGGUGAAAAAUUAUACGAGAUAAAAAUUUUAGAAGAAACGCAUAAACAAGAAAUCAGUCGUUUGCAAAAAAGAUUACAGUGGUAUGCAGAAAAUCAGGAACUUCUAGAUAAAGAUGCAGUUCGACUUAAAGAAGCAAAUGAAGAAAUUGAGAAGCUCAAACUUGAGGUGGAGAAACUGAAAGCUGAAUCUGGAAAUCCAUCUAUUCAGCAGAAGAUACGUUUAAAAGAUAAAGCAGCUGAUGCCAAAAAAAUUCAGGACCUAGAGCGGCAAGUUAAGGAAAUGGAAGGAAUUCUAAAAAGAAGAUAUCCUAAUUCUCUACCUGCUUUAAUAUUGGCUGCAUCAGCGGCUGGUGAUACAGUGGACAGAAAUACAGUGGAAUUUAUGGAAAAAAGGAUAAAAAAACUAGAAACUGAUCUGGAGGGCAAAGACGAAGAAGCAAAGAGAAGCCUUCGUACCAUGGAACAACAGUUUCAGAAAAUGAAAAUCCAGUAUGAACAGAGGCUAGAGGAGCAGGAGCAGCUACUUGCCCACAAAUUGAAGGAAGCACCUCAGAACCAACUUGACAACUCCUCCAGGCUUAAAGCACUAGAGAAGGAACUCGAUGACAUUAAGGAAGCCCAUCAAAUUACUGUAAGAAACCUUGAAGCGGAAAUAGACAGGCUUAAACAUCAGAAUGCUGAAUUAGAACUCAAGAAAAAUAAUAAAGAUGAUAAAGAUUUCCAGUCUAUAGAAUUCCAGGUGGAACAGGCUAAUGCUAAAGCUAAACUGGUAAGACUCAAUGAAGAGCUGGCUGCAAAGGGAAGAGAAAUACAAGACCUUUCAAAAACUGUGGAAAGGCUUCAGAAGGCGAGAAGAAUGAUGCUGUCUAAUCAGAACUCUAAGGGUAGGGAGGAAAGGACUGCAAAAAGGAUGAAGAAAGAUGGUUUGCACCCAGAUAAAGGAAAUGCUAACUCCUUCCCUGGAACCCUGGGCGGCAAGCUUUACCAACCGCAUACUUUUACUGAUUCCCAUAUUUCAGAGGUUUUACAAGAAAACUGCAGAUUGAAAAAUGAGCUGGAGAGAUUAAUUGUAGAGAGGAAUGAGCUGAAGAUGAAAUCUGAAGAAGCUGUGAAACAGUUUGAGAAUUCCAUAAAAAGGCUGAAGGAAGAGACUGCAGCACACAUCAUCUCUCUCAAAGCAUCUCAUCAGGGGGAAGUAGAGAAACUUCUUUGCCAAAAUGCAGUAGAAAAUUCUUCUUCCAAAGUAGCUGAACUAAAUCGUAAAAUAGCAACUCAGGACGUACUUAUAAAACAUUUCCAAAAUCAAGUUAAUGAGCUGCAGGAUAAACAGGAGUCUCUGGUAGUUUCUCAAGUUCGAGAAGAAAUUCUACAGAAAGAGAUUACAAAACUCUUAGAAGAAUUGAGAGAGGCCAAAGAAAAUCAUACACCAGAGAUGAAACAUUUCAUGGACUUAGAAAAGAAAAUUAAACAGAUGGAAAUGAGACAUAAACAAAGAGAGCAAGAACUUCAACAGAUAAUACAGCAGACGCACCAAGUAGUAGAAACUGAGCAAAGCAAAGAACUUGAGAAAUGGAAAAGGCUCGCACAGUUGAAGAACCGUGAGCUAGACGAGUUCCGCACAGAAUUAGACUCAAUAUUAGAUGUUCUCCGAGAGCUGCACCGACAGGGGGUGGUUGUGCCAGUUGCGUUUGCAAAUGAAGUGAAUGCACCAGAGUAUUACUAGAAACGCAGAUUUCACCUGACCUCCUGGAAAGGCCUGGAGACGCCUGGUGGCUGGGAUUGUGCACUGCCAGAGGGGCUUUUGAAAGUGAGCUCCAGUAUGUUGCCAGAAAACAAACACAAAAGCAACGUUUCAAAAUAAAUUGCCCUGAACCAAUAAGAAAAAAAGAAGAAAAAGCAUUACGGGGUAUUUUACUGAAAAGCAUUAACAUUUUAAAUAAUUUAUGGACAAGUCUCUUUAUGUCAGGUGAUUAGAGUUAGCAAAUUUUAUAGUAAAAGUUCUCACUUAUAUGCCAGAUAUGAAAAGAAGGGAAAAUUGCACAUAUUCUGCCACUGUUGACCCAUUUUUGGUGCCAGCAAAACAGCCCCUCUUACGGAAACACAGAGGAAUGUGAGCACAGCCGCACUGACAGUCACCUGAGCCAAAGAGCUUCCGCAGUAACUCGGACAAGCAUUGUAACUUCAGACAAGCAGGCAGUGAGCUACCUUGUGUUCUCUCAGAUUUCCACUCCUACCUCAUUUUCUUUCACUGAUAGAAGUGAAAAAUGUAUUUCACAAGUAAUAGGGGGAUUUGAUUAAUUGCUUUAUGCCACAUGUCUUAAAUGCCAAUUCUUUAUUUGUAACUCUAAGAUGAUAGACAGAAUAUAACAUUUUUACUUUCUCUAUUUAAAAAGUAAUAUAUCUCAUUAGAAAAAAAUUAAACUCUAAAGCAUGCACCAAAGCAGCCAGAUCAUUAUUUUACUUUGGAAGUCCCAUUUUCAAAAGCAGAUAGUACGUAUACAAGAUACUGGUAAGUUAAAGCUGGGGCCGCUUUGUUUUCCAGUGCCCUGGCCCAGUACUGUCCAGUAGAAGUAUAAUUAACAUAAGCCACAU